This is a messenger RNA of Neogale vison (American mink), 2806 nucleotides long. RefSeq names its product prostaglandin D2 receptor (gene PTGDR). The record is from RefSeq and is a predicted model, not a curated record. NCBI's taxonomy places the organism in Eukaryota, Metazoa, Chordata, Mammalia, Carnivora, Mustelidae. Gene Ontology annotation, cellular component: plasma membrane. The transcript is spliced from 2 exons. Bases 1 to 1077 code for a protein of 358 amino acids. Gene Ontology annotation, molecular function: prostaglandin D receptor activity. Gene Ontology annotation, biological process: G protein-coupled receptor signaling pathway; inflammatory response; positive regulation of cytosolic calcium ion concentration.
AUGCGGCCGCCGCCCUACCGCUGUCACAACACCACCUCGGUGGAGAAGGGCAACUCGGCGACAAUGGGCGGGGUGCUCUUCAGCGCGGGCCUCCUGGGCAACCUGCUGGCCCUCGGGCUUCUGGCGCGCUCGGGACUGGGGUCGUGCCCGCCGCGCCCGCCGCCCUCGGUCUUCUACGUGCUGGUGUGCGGCCUGACGAUCACAGACUUGCUGGGCAAAUCCCUCGUGAGCCCCUUCGUGCUGGCCGCCUACGCGCAGAACCGGAGCCUGUGGGGACUGGCGCCCGCGUCGGGCAGCUCCCUGUGCCAAGCCUACGCCUUCUUCAUGUCCUUCUUUGGGCUUGCCUCGACGCUGCAGCUCCUGGCCAUGGCCCUGGAGUGCUGGCUGUCCUUGGGGCACCCCUUUUUCUACCGACGGCACAUCACCCUGCGCCGCGGCGCGCUCGUGGCGCCGGUCGUGGGCGCCUUCUGUCUGGCUUUCUGCGCGCUGCCCUUCGUGGGCUUCGGGAAGUUCGUGCAGUACUGUCCCGGCACCUGGUGCUUCAUCCAGAUGGUGCACGAGGAGCGUUCGUUGUCUGUGCUGGGCUACUCGGUGCUCUACGCCAGCCUCAUGGCGCUGCUGGUCCUUGCCAUCGUGCUGUGCAACUUGAGCGCCAUGCGCAACCUCUACGCGAUGCACCGGCGGCUGCGGCGGCGCCCGCGCUACGGCGCUCCGGGACGCGUCGAGCCGGGGCCCUAUGACCGGGAGGCGGCCGCACAGCCCCUGGAGGAGCUGGACCACCUGCUGCUGCUGGCCCUCAUGACCGUGCUUUUCACUAUGUGCUCCCUGCCUUUAAUAUAUCGUGCUUACUAUGGAGCAUUUAAAACUGUCCAUGAGAUAGAUGGAAACUCUGAAGAAAUGGAAGACCUCCGAGCCUUGCGUUUUCUGUCUGUAAUCUCCAUUGUGGACCCUUGGAUUUUCAUAAUUUUCAGAACAUCAGUAUUUCGGAUGUUUUUUCACAAGAUUUUCAUAAGGCCUCUUACGUACAGAAAUUGGCCCAACAAUUCCUGCCGAGCUAACAUGGAGUCCAGUCUGUGACACUGUUUUACUACCCAGUCUCUGAUAAGCUGAGGAAUAUGUUACAUUUUCUGUCAAACAACCACGUUUAAAGAAAAAAACUUAAAAAAUUUAAGUUAUGUCCUAUAACAAAACAUCAAAAUGUGUUUUCAAAACUAUAUGAUAACAUCUUUAACAAUGUGUGUUCACUUUCUGUUCAUGAGCCAGUCCAGUACAAGUUUUCGAAUUCUAAACAGCAACUAUAAUUUCACAUACUGUAACUAGUGUUAAAAGUCUCAAAGUGAUGACAUUAAUUGUUCCAAUGUUUGUACUUGGUGUCCCUAAUUUUUUAGAGAGGUCUAGAGACCUCAGGGUCUUUAUUCAAAUCCAAAAGAAACACCACUGUUUACAAUUAUGUGAUAUGUGUUCUUAAAAUUUCUUACCCUAUUCAUUUUUACUGAAACCUGAUUUGUUUAUUCUGUAUGACAAUAGCCUGAAUUACAGAUGCUCCACAGAGAAGCGAGGUGGGGAACACAGCCAGGUCAGGGUUUGGAGAGACUUUCCCAGCCACCCUCUGGAGGCUCACGUAGGGAGGAGAUUCAUAAACAAGUAGACACAAGGCAGGGUGUGACUACAGCCCAGAGAAGAAAAAUUAGUUUUUCCUCUUUUGGAGUCUAGGUUCUUGGGUGUUAAGGUAUCAAAAUUUGGGAGUGGGUUACAAAAUGUUCUAAUUUCUGGAAACUUCAUUUUAUAAGUUUAUCAUAUUGACAGAUCCUUUACAGGAGGGAUCUAUGCUUCUUUGAAAUACAGGGAUGUAUGACUUACCAGAGAAUCACGUUUACUGCGUUUGGCUGCGUGAGGCAACAGGGUAUUCAACACAGAGUAAAGCCCACCCAGGACUCAGUCAACCUCAUUCGAGGGUAGGUGGUAACAACAACCUUAACAUCUACCUAUUAACAGCCAUAUUCUGCUCUUUGUGGAAACCGUGAGAUCAUGUUGAGGUUCCUGAGAGCUGUGCUUUCAAACCUAGAGCAGGAUGUGGCUCAAAUGGAGCACAACCAAGCACUUUAAUCGUACAUUUACAUGUUUACAAAGGUUUACAACACUACGGCCAAAAGGAAGAAGAGGGGAAAAUACAGCUGCAGCUAAUAAACCAAACAAGAAGCUCUAAGCCCAGUUUGUAGGUAAGAACUUCCACCUUUGGUAAAAGAACAUAUGGGGAAUAUUAGUUUUCAUCCGCUCUGAGGUCCCUUUGUACUCCAACACACUCAGACUCUGAGCUGCAGAGCUGGUACAUUUGAAUAGUCCCAGGACCCCUACUCAGCCAUCCCUUCCAAAGAUAAGAAUAUUUGCCUUAUUUCCAGCUUAGCAGCAACCCCCCACUGAAAACCCCAGAGAGCAAACCUCUGGUUUGUCUCAGAAAUAUGUUAACUUGGAUAUAUGUGUGUGUGUGUUUGUGUGUGGUAUAGCAAAACUGUGAAAUGGCCAAGUCAGGAAUAUACAAGCUGUAAUUUAGAGUAUCACAUGAUAAAAAGUGCAUUUGUUUUCAAGUUUAACUUUCACUUGUGUAUUUAAUGUGUAAAUAUAAUAUGUGUUGUAUUGUCAAAGGAAGUACCCUUUUUUGUGUGUGUUUUCCUUUUGGAAGGUUAACUAUGGUAACUAUCAAGCUAUCAAAUGAAUCAAUAAAAACAAUUUUAUAGUAUCACGCAGAGGAAGUUUCUUUAAAUGAAAGAAACGUGUUUAGCUUUCUUUUUUGAAUGAACACUUGCCA